Trematosphaeria pertusa is the source of this 432-nucleotide messenger RNA. RefSeq lists its product as uncharacterized. Lineage: Eukaryota; Fungi; Ascomycota; Dothideomycetes; Pleosporales; Trematosphaeriaceae. The record is from RefSeq and is a predicted model, not a curated record. The transcript is spliced from 2 exons. Bases 151 to 432 code for a protein of 93 amino acids.
UGGGCUUGAAGUAUGAGGAUAGUCUAGAGCCGCGUUCCUGAGCGUUGCCGAGGAGCUACGUCACAGGGUCCGGUCGUUCUAGACACCCCCCAGGGCAUCGCUCCCCUCAUCCGUCAUCCGUCUCCAAGUCACUCCCACCCGUGUAUAGCCAUGACCAAGUCACGCAAGGACGCGGAACGAGAGGUUACUUCCUGGGGCUUCAAGCACGUCUUUACUUGGACCGAUGGACCAAACGCUCACUAUCCGCCACAUAGGCACAGCGGCCUCACCACGCACCUGAUUCUCAAUGGGCAAUUGACCAUCACCUAUCCGGAAGAUUCCCAGCCCAAAAAGGAGACCUUUGGACCUGGCGCGAGGAUUGAUGUCGAUGCUCGUAAACUCCACGAGGUUUGGAUGGGCGAUGAGGGCUGUACAUAUGUCAUCGGAGAGUAG